CAGGAACAAAGGCCUCCGGGCCUCCACCAGGGCCCCGUCACGCGGCUCCGUCUAUCGAGCCGACGCCGGGGUGCAGACAAAGCAGAGGGAGGCCAAAAGGGCACCUCUGGCUCCGAGCCUUCGGGACCAACUCAGGACAUCACAAGCUCCCUGACGGCUGCUCCGAUGGCUGUGGAUCUUUACCAGACCCCAGCUCGGAAGCUGGAUAAGUUUAUUUUCGACAACCUGCAGCCCGACUGCACCUUCCUGCGCCAGGCUGGCCAAGCCAUCGACACCAUCUGCGAGUUCCUGAAGACAAACUGCUUCGUUGACCAACCCGCGCCCCGCACUAAGGUGCUGAAGAUUAUUAAGGGCGGCUCCUUGGGCAAAGGCACCUCCCUGAAAGGCAUCUCCGAUGCUGACCUGGUGGUGUUCCUCAGCUGCUUCAAGGGGUACGAUGAUCAGGAAAGGAACCGGGCUGAGAUCAUCAGAGAGAUCCGGAGGAUGCUGGAGAAGUGCCAGCAACAGAAGCAAUUUGACGUGAUCUUUGAGACGUCCCAGUGGUCGAACCCCCGUGUAUUGAGCUUCCAGCUGCAUUCCAAGAUGCUCAACGAAUCCAUAGAUUUUGACGUGCUGCCAGCCUACAAUGCCCUGUCCUCGAGUGCCAAGCCUGACCCCCAGGUGUACGAGGAUCUGAUUGUCAGCUACUCCCGGGGGGGCGAGUUCUCCACCUGCUUCACGGAGCUGCAGCGGGAUUUUGUGGUGGAUCGCUACACUAAAGUGAAGAGCCUGAUCCGCCUGGUGAAACACUGGUACAAGCAGUACGUGUGUCCGCACAAAAAGUACCUGAGCAAGGGGAAGGAGUUCCUGCCCCCCCAGUACGCGCUGGAGCUCCUGUCCAUCUAUGCCUGGGAGCGCGGAAGCAAGAAUCGAGGCUUUGACAUGGCCAAAGGCUUCCGGACGGUGCUGGAGCUGAUCCAGCAAUAUAAGCAGCUCUGUGUCUAUUGGACCGUCAACUACAACUUUGCAGACGAGGAGCUGGCACAGUUCCUGCACCGUCAGCUCCAGAAAACCAGGCCCGUCAUCCUGGACCCAGCAGAUCCGACGGGGAUCGUGGGGGAGGGGUGCCGCUGGGACCUGAUGGCAAUGGAGGCUGAGAAGUGCUGUGCCCAGCAAUGCUGCGUGGACUUUUACGGCGUUCCCGUGGAGCCAUGGGAUGUGCCGCCGGUGCAAACCCACGAAGGGAGCAGGGGCUUUGAGAUCCACACCGGAGCACAAGAACCUCAGGUCUCAGUACCUCAGCUUGAGCCGGCCUACAUUAGCUACCAAGCUAGAGCCUUCCAGCAGCCCAGAGAGCCGGCCUACACCAGCAGCUACACGGGUUACCAAGACAGAGCCUUCCAGCAGCCCGAAGAGCAGCCAUCCUUCUGCACUGUCCUCUGAGCCCUCCCCAUGGGGACAACUCUGGCUGGGGGGACAGAAGGAAUGUGGUACCCACUGGGAUGUGUGUGUGUGGGGGGGAAAGG
Messenger RNA from Pelodiscus sinensis (Chinese soft-shelled turtle), 1505 nucleotides. RefSeq names its product 2'-5'-oligoadenylate synthase 3-like. Gene Ontology annotation, cellular component: membrane; cytosol; nucleoplasm. NCBI's taxonomy places the organism in Eukaryota, Metazoa, Chordata, Testudines, Trionychidae. The record is from RefSeq and is a predicted model, not a curated record. Gene Ontology annotation, molecular function: 2'-5'-oligoadenylate synthetase activity; double-stranded RNA binding. Gene Ontology annotation, biological process: negative regulation of viral genome replication; regulation of ribonuclease activity; defense response to virus.